AUGGAGCCACUAAGAGGAAAUGAGUCUUUUCACAAAUAUUUCAUCCUCAACAGUUUUAAUGAACUUGGUGCCCUGAGGCCGGUCCUCUUCUUCCCUUUCUUCAUCAUGUUCGUCCUGUCACUGUUGGCUAACUCCCUGCUGCUGUACGUCAUCAUAUCACAGAGAAGCCUCCACUCACCGAUGUACAUCCUCAUCGCCGGCAUGGCCUGCGUGGAUCUGAGCCUUCCACUGUUCUUCGUUCCCAACAUGCUGCUGAACUUCCUGUUUGACUGGAGGGGAAUCUCUCUGAUUGGCUGCCUUGUUCAGAUGUAUUUCAUUCACUUUUUUGGAGCUUUUCAGUCCACGUUGUUGGUUUGGAUGGCCCUGGACCGAUACUUUGCCAUCUGCACUCCACUCUACUACCAUGAACACAUGGCUUUACCCAGGUUUCUCAAGUUUGUGAUCCCUCUUCUGAUCAGAAAUGUCUUCAUGGUCUCACUUGUAGUAAGUUUGGCAGGAUUAUUACCAUUCUGUCUCAGAAAUGUGAUAGACCACUGUUUCUGUGAGCACAUGGCCUUGGUGGAGCUGGCCUGUGGAAGCACCAUCGUCAACAGUCUGGUGGGGUUGAUCUCUGUGUUCCUUAUCCCUGUGGCAGACUUCAUCAUUAUCGCUGUCUCCUACAUCAUCAUAUUCAGCUCUGUGCUGAGGUCUGGAAAGUCAAGGGUCAAAGCUCUCCACACCUGUGUGACCCACAUUGUGGUCAACACUGUCAGUCUAUCCAUCAUACUCAUAGCAUUCCUGUCCUAUCGGAUCAGAAAUGGUCUCCCUGCAGCCAUUCGGGUUUUCAUCAGUAUCAUGUAUCUGUUCUUUCCGAGCUGUUUCAACCCCAUCAUCUAUGGCAUGAGAACAGCUGAGAUAAGACAGCACAUUGUGAAGAUGCUCUCAUGGUAUAACUUUGUCCAAACUGGCCCCAAUUCUUUACAAAACUAUUAA
Labrus bergylta (ballan wrasse) is the source of this 972-nucleotide messenger RNA. Its product is annotated as olfactory receptor 52E8-like. Gene Ontology annotation, biological process: G protein-coupled receptor signaling pathway. Gene Ontology annotation, cellular component: plasma membrane. NCBI's taxonomy places the organism in Eukaryota, Metazoa, Chordata, Actinopteri, Labriformes, Labridae. Gene Ontology annotation, molecular function: G protein-coupled receptor activity; olfactory receptor activity. The record is from RefSeq and is a predicted model, not a curated record.